Molecule: messenger RNA, 3022 nt
Organism: Pimephales promelas (fathead minnow)
Lineage: Eukaryota; Metazoa; Chordata; Actinopteri; Cypriniformes; Leuciscidae
Gene: valopb
Product: vertebrate ancient long opsin b
Biological process (GO): G protein-coupled receptor signaling pathway; visual perception
Cellular component (GO): membrane
Molecular function (GO): G protein-coupled receptor activity
Source: RefSeq, a predicted model, not a curated record
CUCUAGCUUUUUGGCUUUUUCUAAAAGACCGAUAUGUCUGGGGACCUCAUCUCGUGUGAAUGUUUAUCAUUUAAGAGGUAGUAGCCUAGCUACUGCAUGUGGAAAACUUUUUCUUUGGAUGAAAAGCCGACAGCGUUCAGCUUUAAGAGAGAAAAGCGCGUGACGCCCCUUUGAAAUGUCUCAGUUAACUUGGAAAGGGGCUUUUCUCAUUACCUCGAGGGAUUGAGAUGGCCAUGCCGACGGACUGUAUAGCUAUAUAAAGGAGAACAGCACGAACAUGCCUAUGCUCAGCUGUGGACGGAAAGCGAGCGGACCUGUGACGUUUCACUGCAACCUUCAGUACAAAGGCGCUCUUCUUUUUAAGGACUGCCGUCUCCUCAAGUGGAUUGCUGUAUUUUAAAAUAUUGUUGUAUUUUCGAAAUUAAGCAUUAAGAAACUGUAUACUAAACAUUUUGCAAUUAUACAGGUGUUUCUGCACAUUCUGUGUCGGUUAGUAGGUUAUAUAAAACACCUGUCUUGGACUUCCAAGAAGCUCCCAAGUGAUGAUUUUAUGAACUUUUCUUGAUCGAUUUUUUCCAUGUCAGCCCUAAACGCUGUCAUGGAAUCGUUUGUGUCUUUAGUCACCGAGUCCACCGACAUCACCCCACCGGACGAUCCGUUCACGGGUCCCAUCAAGUCUAUUGCGCCCUGGAAUUACACUUUCCUCGCCUGUCUGAUGUUCAUAGUGUCUUCACUGUCGAUAACAGAGAACUUCACCGUUAUGUUCGUGACGUUUAGAUACAAACAGUUAAGGAAACCGUUGAAUUACAUCAUUGUAAAUUUAUCUGUUGCCGAUUUUCUAGUUUCACUGACAGGAGGCACUAUAAGUUUUUUAACUAACGCACGAGGCUACUUCUUCCUGGGUGUCUGGGCGUGUGUGCUGGAGGGAUUCGCUGUCACUUUUUUCGGGAUUGUGGCUUUGUGGUCUUUAGCAAUCUUGGCAUUCGAGCGUUUUUUUGUGAUCUGUCGUCCUCUGAAAAAUGUCCGUCUGGGAGGCAAGCAUGCAGCUAUGGGUCUUGUUUUUGUUUGGACCUUCUCUUUCAUCUGUACAAUCCCGCCGGUUCUGGGUUGGAACAGUUAUACAGUCAGCAAAAUUGGCACUACCUGUGAACCCAACUGGUACUCAACUGAUUACUAUGACCACACCUACAUCAUCACCUUUUUCAUUACAUGUUUUAUCCUUCCUCUUGGUGUGAUCAUUAUCUCCUAUGGUAAACUUAUGCAGAAGCUCAGAAAGGUAUCGAACACUCAUGGAAGACUGGGUAAUGCGCGUAAGCCUGACCGAGAGGUGGCGAGGAUGGUCAUUGUAAUGAUAGUUGCGUUCAUGGUUGGAUGGACGCCUUAUGCAGCAUUUUCAAUCAUUGUCACAGCCUGUCCCACAAUUUAUAUUGAUCCUCGCCUGGGCUCAAUACCGGCCUUCUUCUCAAAGACUGCAGCUGUAUACAAUCCCAUCAUCUAUGUCUUCAUGAAUAAGCAGUUCAGGAAGUGUCUGAUCCAGAUGUUUAGAGGAAAUGUCAGCAAUCUGGAUUCCACCAAUCUGAACCAGACAUCAGACAGAGGGCCCAUCACUGCCACAGGUGACAGUCACCUUGGAGAGAUGUCCACCAUUGCGGUUCGUGUGCCCAUGUCCACGUGCAGCUUGAAGAAGUGUAAGGAUGAAGAGGAAGAGCCGGAGCAGAGUGGGAAUGGAGGUUCAAACCAGCUCCCUUUAUCAGAUAGUCAAGGAUGUCCUUUGUAGAGAAGGACUAGUCCGACGGAAUAAAUGUAUACCCAUAUUCAUGUAUAGUAGUCUAACCUGUUGUCUAACUAAAGCAUAAACCCUGCAUAUGUUUGAAUGUAUGGUUUGUGUUUUCAUAUGUUCUUUGUUGUUGUUCGUAUUUUUUAUUUAUGUUGUGGCGAUUUGCAGUCUUGGCAUAUCUGUUCUUGUCAGUAUCGCAUUAUUACCUAACAUGAAGGAGGCAGGCAAUACAUUUCUGUAAAGUCCUCUGAGCAAAGGCUAAUAGUUUUUCAUAUCUGUGCAUUCUCUCCUCUCACUAUAUUGCUGAUUGCACACUAGUGUCAGUGCAGAUGUCGUGUUUUCUUUUAUGGCAAUCGUAAUGAAAGACAAUAAUAUUGCAAUAACUUUCAGUUUCAGAGUUGCUUAUGUAGAUUUUAUAUUAAAAUUUAGACUAUAUUCAGACUCUCAUUUAAUAAUCAUUAAUAGUCGACUUAAAAGAGUUUGGUUCAAAAAUCAGAAGAUAAAGUGAUCGGUUUAACAAUAUAAACUGAAGACAUGACAAGACAUGGCACUGGAACAUAGUAAUAAUAAUAAAAGCACUGCAUGCGCAGAAUGCAGGGGUCUCAGCACUUUUAUGAGACGAGCUCAGGCAAAAUCUGGAAUUAAAAGAAAUAGACGAACAGCAGAAUUAAAAUCUGCUGUUUUUGAUUGUCUCUGACAUUCUGCCGAUACAAAGGUUGCUGCUCUCCCUGGCAUUGGGGUGUCCAAUCCUGCUCCUGGAAGGGACUCAGAAUAUAACUGAUAUCAUAAUUCAUUUAGUGAACAGGUUUGACAGCGUAUCUGAUUUGCAAUACAGUAAUAAACCAUGCAAUUAAUGUUCCCAUCUCAUGAAAUUAGAUCCUUGUCUGUUGUUGCAUUUUGCAGUCUUGUUUUGAGAGGUUUAAGGAAGCAAAUAUUUUUAUUAUAAAUUGUAUUUAUUUAGAAGCCUAUAGUGUAUAAUUUGAAAUAUGAGUGCUUUUGAGUAUGAGUGAACAGUCUGAAUGUCUUAUUAGUCUAUAAUGUUUAGUGUUUCGUCACAGUUUCUGUCCAAAAUGAAUAUUGAUAAUGAUGUUUGUCUGUGGCAUGCCAAUGAAUGUUUUACUUAUGUAUUUAUUUGUGAAUGUCUUGAAUUAUAAAAAUCACGUUUCUUAUUUUUAAAACAUGUCAGCAUUGUCGAACAUAUACAUAAUAAAACAACCUGCAAUACGUUUUCAGAGUGAUCACGCU